Cercocebus atys (sooty mangabey) is the source of this 2494-nucleotide messenger RNA. It is a transcript of the gene RGS16, whose product is annotated as regulator of G-protein signaling 16. The transcript is spliced from 5 exons. The record is from RefSeq and is a predicted model, not a curated record. The coding region runs from base 158 to 766 and encodes 202 amino acids. NCBI's taxonomy places the organism in Eukaryota, Metazoa, Chordata, Mammalia, Primates, Cercopithecidae.
AUUAAAGCAGCGGCCGCGAAGUCUGGGUGCUUGCAGGCUGCUAAAGUCAACCCCAGUUGAUUAGCACCUGCUACCGCGCUUUGCUUCCUAGCGCUCGCGGAGCCUCCUGGAGCCUGCCACCAUCCUGCCCACUACGUACUGCCCCGCGCCCGCAGCCAUGUGCCGUACCCUGGCCGCCUUCCCCACCACCUGCCUGGAGAGAGCCAAAGAGUUCAAGACACGUCUGGGGAUCUUUCUUCACAAAUCAGAGCUGGGCUGCGAUACUGGGAGUAGUGGCAAGUUCGAGUGGGGCAGUAAACACGGCAAAGAGAAUAGAAACUUCUCAGAAGAUGUGCUGGGGUGGAGAGAGUCGUUCGACCUGCUGCUGAGCAGUAAAAAUGGAGUGGCUGCUUUCCACGCUUUCCUGAAGACGGAGUUCAGUGAGGAGAACCUGGAGUUCUGGCUGGCCUGUGAGGAGUUCAAGAAGAUCCAAUCAGCUACCAAGCGGGCUUCCAGGGCACACCGGAUCUUUGAGGAGUUCAUCUGCAGCGAGGCCCCUAAAGAGGUCAACAUUGACCAUGAGACCCGCGAGCUGACUAGGAUGAACCUGCAAACCGUCACAGCCACAUGCUUUGACACAGCUCAAGGGAAGACACGUACCCUGAUGGAGAAGGACUCCUACCCACGCUUCCUGAAGUCACCCGCUUACCGGGACCUGGCUGCCCAAGCCUCAGCCGCCUCUGCCACUCCGUCCAGCUGCAGCCUGGCCGAGCCCUCACACACCUGAGUCUCCACGGCAGUGAGGAAGCCAGCUGGGAAGAGAGGUUGAGUCACCCAUCCCCAAGGUGGCUGCCCCUGUGUGGGAGGCAGGUUCUGCAAAGCAAGUGCAAGAGGACAAAAAAAAAAAAAAAAAAAAAAAAAAAAAAAAAAAGCGCUCCAGCAGCCUGUUUGGGAAGCAGCAAUCUCUCCUUCAGAUACUGUGGGACUCAUGCUGGAGAGGGGCCACCCACUUCCAGGACCUGUGAAUAAGGGCUAAUGAUAAGGGUUGGUGGGGCUCUCUGUGGGGGAAAAAAGGUGGCACGGGGUUAGCACUGGCUCUCGUUCUCACCGGCGAAGGAAGUGUUCUAGCGUGGUUUAGGAAACGUGGAUAAAGGGAACUGUGAAAAUGAGAGGAGGAAAGACACCCAGAUCAGCUGUUUUGCCUGUUGCUCAGUUGACUCUGGUCGCAUCCUGUUUUCCUAAUUCCCAGACGUUCUGGGCACAGAAAGGACCCUGCGUGUGGAGUCUUCCCCUUUGGCCCUCCUCACUGGCCUCUGGGCUGGCCCAGAGUCCCUUAGCUUGUACCUCGUAACACUCCUGUGUGUCUGUCCAGCCUUGCAGUCAUGUCAAGGCCAGCAAGCUGAUGUGACUCUUGCCCCAUGCGAGCUAUUUAUACCUCAAACACUGGCCUGUGAGCCCUUUCCAAGGCAGUGGACAGCCCUGAAAGGAGGCUCACUUGAACCACCCUCAGUGUUCUGGGUGACCCCCUGCAGGUGGCCCCUGACCCUGUGUUAACCACCCUCAGUGUUCUGGGUGACCCCCUGCAGGUGGCCCCUGACCCUGUGUUGCAACAGGGUCCACCUGUGAGCAGGCCCCCCCAGGGGCCUUUUCCUGGAUGUGCACUCUCUGAGUUCUGUGCUGUCUCUUGGAGGCAGGGCCCAGGACAAGAAAGUGUGGAGGCCUCGGGGAGUGGCUUUUCCAGCUCUCAUGUCCCGCAGUGUGGAACAAGGCAGAAAAGGAUCCUAGGAAACAAAUCUCUUGGCAGUCCCUGAGAGUCCUGCUGAAAUCCAGCCAGUGUUUUUUUGUGGUAUGAGAACAGGCAGAAAGAGAUGCCCCGAGAUAGAAGGGGAGCCUCAUGUUUCUUUCCUGCGGACAUGAGAUGAACCACUGGAGUGGGCAGAGGUGGCCCAGGACCAUGGCGCCCUUAGAGUGCAGAAGCUGGGGGGAGAGGCUGCUUGGAAGGGCAGGACUGGGGAUAAUCAGAACCUGCUUGUCACCUCAGGGCGUCACCGAACAAACAUUUCCUCAUGGGAACUCCUGCAGCAGAGCCCAGGCUGGAGGUGAAUUACCCAGGGCAGCCCCCUUGUGGCCCAGGAUCAUCAACAUUGUUCUCUGUGCACCAUGAGCGCCUCUGGGAGAUUAUUUAAGUGUAUUGUAUCAUUGGUUUUGUGUGAUUGUCAUAACAUUGUUUUUGUUACUGUUGGUGCUCUUGUUAUUUAUUAUUGUAAUCUCAGUUUGCCUCUACUGGAGAAUCUCAGCAGGGCUUUCAGCCUGACUGUCUCCCUCUCUCCACCACACUCUACCUCUGAAUGUGCUGGGAACCUCUUGGAGCCUGUCAGGAACUCCUCACUGUUUAAAUAUUUAUUUAUUGUGGCAAAUGGAGCUGGUUUCCUAGAUACGAAUGAUGUUUGCAAUUCCCAUUUUCCUGUUUCAGCAUGUUACAUUCUUAUAAAAUAAAAACAAAAGUCAAAUAUGA